CUCCAGUCCCUCUCUGUCUUGUCAAAACAAAAUGGCGGAUUCAUAGAUGGUCAGAAAUAUUAUGUGAGAUUGCAGUUUUGACCUCGCUUUUUCUAAACUUUCAAAGGUGAAUGUCUCAGAGGCUCUCCUGAACACCUAUAUGUACUGGCUUUAAAUUUUGGAUAAUCAAUUUGUGGUGGGAAAUGUUUGCACAUUUGAGGCUAUUUCGGCGAAAUUUUCGUGUUUCUAAAUCCUUUGGCCUUAGAACAUUCUGUUUGAUACAAAGAAGAAAUGCGAAAACCAUACGUUACGAUCAGCAAUUAUUGGCCUCUAGGAAAGUUUGCAUAUCAUCCAAAGAAAAUCCAGCUAGCAAACAUGAUCAAUCUAUGGAUCCACCAGAAAUAGAAAAUAGUGAAAGGUCAAGUCUCCAACAGAUGGAAGGAAAAGAUCUUCACAGUGAUAUACGAAAUGACACAGUUAUCGAACUCAGUGAAAAAGCUAUUGAGUCUAGAAUCACAAGCGCUAAACCAGCACCAUCCAAGUUUGCAUUGAGGUUUGAAACUGCUUUAUCACAAGGUAAAACCAGGGAUAACUUUAUUGAGAUCUUGGAGUCCUUCUCCCGACAUGAUCGCAACCGACGAGGUCAUAUGGAGCUACUAAAGACAGCAAUGAACUAUAUGGAUAUAUAUGGACUUGAGAAAGACUUACUUGCAUAUAACGCCAUGCUAGAUGUCUUCCCUAGAGGGCGGUUCCAGAAUAGGACACUUUUUGAUGCUGUCUGGCCCAAGAAGCAUCCACAAGUAGACUUAGCUCUGGAAAUUUUAACAAAAAUGGAGGAAAAUGUGAUAAAACCUAGCAUAGAAACAUAUGAUAUUUGUGAGGAGAUAUUUGGGAAAGCAAGCCAGCCUGUUCAGAAAGUCCGCAGACUGGCUUACUGGCUGACAAAACUAGAGGAAAUGUUCCCCAGUCCCCUUCCUGCUGAGUUGCCUGAGGGGGAGCUGGAAUUGAGCAUGGUUGCCAUGGAGAGAAUGUCUAAGGAGGGACUCCCAAUAGUUGUUUUUCAGGAUCUGAGUGAGGGAAACAGUGAGGAAUUUAUUGUGAGUAGCCAGACCCCAGAGCAGCAAGCUCUUUUGGGCAAGCAUGACAUUGUUGUUCCCGUCUAUGUAGAAGGGCCAUACUUUUUGUGGGUAAAGAGAAUCAGAAGACAUUUCUACACUUUACGAGCUCCUUACACUGGAAGCAAUGAUGGUAUACCACCAGACGACACUGAAGGUGUGGUCCUUGCAGUCUGUAUGACAAGCCCAGACUGUACACAAGACAACCUCAAAAACUGGAUUCUACAGCUCCAGAAGACCUCCCCAAAUCUUGCAAACAUUAAUGUGAUUUUCAACCUUGAUCAGAACAGCUAGUGACGCUCAUUUUAGCAGCCUGCUCAGAUUAGCGCUCCCUUCAAAUAAGCUCAUGGUCAACCAUUAUAGAAGGGAUCCAGUAGAUGACUGAAUGCAAGAUGAAGACAGGACACUGAUACUUAUAGAGCUGAAGUCUGUUUUUUUAAAAUAAGCGCCCCUCUUGGGAUUUGUGUCCCCCUUGCCACUAAAAACACAUUAGUGCCCAUGGCACAAAAAAGAAAAUUCAUGGUUUAACUUCUAGCACUGUUGCCCUAUUUUGGUUUGUGAAAGACUUGAACAUAUAUGAUAUAACACAACAUGCUUAAUACAGUCUUUUAUAUGAAUUUAUUGAAGCCCUAUGGUGUCAAGAUUUGAUUCAUAUCACUUUUUGACUGUCCUCUAGAAAAAUGUAAUUGUCUCGAAUGUACUGUAAUGAAAAUUGUAUUCAAUAAACAUGUAAAGCUAGGGGA
Messenger RNA from Nematostella vectensis (starlet sea anemone), 1837 nucleotides. Its product is annotated as evolutionarily conserved signaling intermediate in Toll pathway, mitochondrial. Lineage: Eukaryota; Metazoa; Cnidaria; Anthozoa; Actiniaria; Edwardsiidae. Bases 183 to 1388 code for a protein of 401 amino acids. Gene Ontology annotation, molecular function: protein binding. Gene Ontology annotation, cellular component: mitochondrion. The record is from RefSeq and is a predicted model, not a curated record. The transcript has 3 exons.